UAUCAUCCACAAAUCACAUCAGAGUGCCCGGUGCCGUUCGUUGCCGUAAGCACCCGUAAGCAGUAUCCGUAUACCGUUAUUGGUUAUUGGGUUUGUGGGUUAGUGCUGAGGCUAACUGCUGACGCUGACUGAUUGAAUGGCAUGUGCAAGAUUGAGAAAUAUUCAUAUGACUGCAAUGAAGUCGUUCGGUAUAAGAAAUUUUAGUGCCAAGUCCCCACCAGAAAAGAAAGGACUACUAUUAGGUGCAUAUACCGGCGACAAAGAUGGAGAGAUAGUAUUCACUAAAGCAGCACAAGGCAUUGACAAUGAAUGCCAAGGAAAGCUUGCUCAGCAUAUAGAAGUGGCAGGCCCCGGUUUGAAACAAGGAAAAUGCCGGGUUUUCUACAAAUUGCAUCAAAAUCAUGAUAUCAUAGCAAUAGUUGGACUGGGCAAGCAGAACCUCACCUACAAUGAAAUGGAAGAUGUGGAUGAGAAGAGAGAGGCAGUUAGAAUAGCAGCUUGUAAUGGGUGUCGCACCCUUCAGGACGUUGGCGUGACACACAUCUACAUGGAAAACCUGGGUGAGCCACAGUGCGCGGCCGAAGGUGCCAAUCUCGGGCUAUGGCUCUAUCAGGAAAACAGAAGUCCAGAGAACCAAGUCUUCAUACCGCAAGUUCUUCCUUUCGAAGGACCCAGCGAAGGAUGGAAGAAAGGAGAAAUUUUGGCUGAAGCCCAAAACUUGGCUAGAAGACUCCAAGACACUCCAGCUAAUCUAAUGACACCUACUAUUUUUGCCGAGAAUGCAGCUGCGAUUCUUGAUGAAGUGGGCGUGGUUGUUGUGGUGCACGACAAGGCGUGGGCUGAGAAGAAGAAGAUGGGCUCGUUUUUGAGUGUGGCCGCAGGAUCGGAAGAACCACCUCUUUUUCUCGAAAUUACAUACAAUGGAGGCAAACCAUCAGACAAACCUAUUGCGCUUGUUGGCAAAGGCAUCACCUUUGACACGGGCGGCAUCAGCCUGAAGCCGGCGGGCAGCAUGGCGGACAUGCGAGGGGACAUGGGUGGAGCCGCCUGCAUUGUUGGCGCACUCACUGCCAUUGCCAGGCUCCAACUUCCUGUCAACAUUGUUGCUCUGAUUCCUUUGACUGAAAAUAUGCCGAGUGGAAAGGCGACAAAGCCGGGUGAUGUUGUGACGGCUAUGAAUGGCAAAACAAUUUGUGUGGACAACACCGACGCCGAAGGCCGCCUUGUGCUAGCCGAUGCUCUCCUCUACGCAGCCACCUUCAAUCCUGUGCUCACUGUCGACCUCGCCACAUUGACUGGUGCGAUCAUUGUGUGUCUGGGAAGUGCCGCAUCGGGAGUGUUCACCAACUCGACGCCCAUGUGGAAGGUGCUGCACAAGGCUGGCACUGUCACCGGCGACAGAGUCUGGCGAUUACCCAUCUACAAGGAUUACACCAAUCUCAUGACUUAUUACAGAUCUGUGGACAUAAAUAACAUAGGGAAGGAUAAAGUUGCUGGAUCUUGUAAGGCCGCUGCAUUCCUGAUGGAAUUUGCCCCAAAAGAGAACUGGAUACACAUGGACAUAGCUGGUGUUCUGGGACCUUCGGAUUACCAUCCUUACCUUCACAAAGGAAUGAUGGGCCGACCAACAAGAACCCUGGUGGAGUUUGUUGAGCGCUUGCCUGGCUCGGAAGGCUUUCCCUCUUAAGUUCCACUCAAGUAUUGCCAGUUCAAUACUUUUCAAAAGUUUGCAUUUUUCUAAAAGUUGCCAGGAGAUUCAUUUUUUCAAAAUUAUUUUGUAGUUCCAAUGAAUGUUUCAUGAAUCUUUUCAACUUGUUUAAUAAUUAAAUAAAAUUCUAUGUAAUAAAAACUUA
Messenger RNA from Nilaparvata lugens (brown planthopper), 1853 nucleotides. RefSeq names its product cytosol aminopeptidase. The record is from RefSeq and is a predicted model, not a curated record. The coding region runs from base 137 to 1687 and encodes 516 amino acids. Gene Ontology annotation, biological process: proteolysis. Gene Ontology annotation, molecular function: metalloaminopeptidase activity; manganese ion binding. Lineage: Eukaryota; Metazoa; Arthropoda; Insecta; Hemiptera; Delphacidae. The transcript is spliced from 11 exons. Gene Ontology annotation, cellular component: cytoplasm.